Molecule: messenger RNA, 567 nt
Organism: Acanthosepion pharaonis
Lineage: Eukaryota; Metazoa; Mollusca; Cephalopoda; Sepiida; Sepiidae
Source: the annotation of a GenBank genome assembly
AUGCUUUUCUUUCUUUCUUUCUUUCUUUCUUUUUCCCAACGCUUCUUUCUUUCUUUCUUUCUUUCUUUCCUUCCUUUGGUCGCUUCUUUGUUUCUUUUAUUUCAUGCAAAUGUUUUUGCUUUGAUUUCACCCAACUUUCUUUCUUUCUUUCUUUCUUUCUUUUGGUCGCUUCUUUGUUUCUUUUAUUUCAUGCAAAUGUUUUUCUCUUAUUUCAACCAUCAUUCUUUCUUUCUUUCUUUCUUUCUUUCUUUCUUUCUUUCUUUCUUUCUCCCAACGCUUCUUUCUUUUUUUCUUUUUUUUAUUAUGAUUUUUCUUUGUCAUAAUUUAGGCUUUUCUUUCUUUCUUUCUUUCUUUCUUUCUUUCUUUCUUUCUUUCUUUCUUUCUUUCUUUCUUUUUAUUGAAAAUGCAGGCGGAAAAUCUAUCUAUCUAUCUAUCUAUCUAUCUAUCUAUCUAUCUAUCUAUCUCAGUCAUUUCAUAUCUAUCUAUUUCAGUCUGUUCAUAUCUAUCUAUCUAUCUAUCUAUCUAUCUAUCUAUCUAUCUAUCUAUCUAUCUACCACAUUAUUUUAG